Phytophthora nicotianae INRA-310 is the source of this 138-nucleotide messenger RNA. RefSeq lists its product as hypothetical. Bases 1 to 138 code for a protein of 45 amino acids. The record is from RefSeq and is a predicted model, not a curated record. The transcript has a single exon. Lineage: Eukaryota; Oomycota; Peronosporomycetes; Peronosporales; Peronosporaceae.
AUGGUGCGCGGAAUGGCGCUCGCACGCGUGCAUCGCCACAUUCAGCUCGUGUAUCGCCGUACCCUGAGCGCAUUCGAACAUCAACGGGAACACCACCACCUCCAGGACCAAUACGACGGCGGACACCACCAGCCGUAA